Messenger RNA from Girardinichthys multiradiatus, 1633 nucleotides. RefSeq lists its product as uncharacterized. Lineage: Eukaryota; Metazoa; Chordata; Actinopteri; Cyprinodontiformes; Goodeidae. The transcript has 8 exons. The record is from RefSeq and is a predicted model, not a curated record. The coding region runs from base 344 to 1633 and encodes 429 amino acids.
GUAGGAGCCAAUGCUUUAAACACCAGGUGUGUUAGAUCAGUGGGGAAGCUCUCCCUCCUGUGGUUGGAAUGUAUGUGAUGCUGUGAACUGGAAUGAAAUGUUUGAAGAACGGCAUAAAAAAAAAGUCAGAGCUCUACAAUUGCUGGAUUCUGUCUGAUUUUUUUUCGUCGCAAACCAACAAGUUUUGCAGCCUUCGUUUCCACACGGCGUUCUCUGUCUGGGGUGGAGAUGCAGGCCGCCUUGAAGAAGCUGAGCUCCUCAACUAAGCCUGCAAUUCCAGCAGCAGCCUCCAGCAGAACCUCUGGACCAGCUCUCUCCUCAAAGACUCCCGUAGAACCCAGCGAUGAGGAGCAGGUCAGGGCAACUGCUGACACGGAGAAGACCUCAGGUGCACAGGCAUGUCCUGCCUCCGCCACCUCCUCCACCACCUCUCUGCCUCCGAGAGACGCUGGUGUCUCUGUCCAGCUGGGUGACCCCACCGAUGAGGAGCUGCUGGAGGCCACAGCUGGACAGGGAGACUCCACACGCCCUGUUCAGACAGGAUCCUCCGCCACCUGCCGACGGUGCUGAGAUGCUGCCCGAGUCCUGGCGGGCAGCUCUCAGCCCGGAUCAGCAGGAGUGGAUCGGCCAGACGCUGUUUGGCAGGGACCGCACGGGGAGGCCUCGUCUCAACGACGACCUCAACCUGUGGUGGUACCCCCCCCAGCCACGGCCGGUCUACAACCAGCCUCCCGCUUCCCCCGACCCUUUCUUCGCUUGUCGGCUGUUCCUGUGGAUGCCUCACAGGAUCUGGCGUCUACAGCUGACUUGCCCCCAGCCUUCGUGCACCGGGUCCAUGACCAAGGCUGGGCUGUACAGGACCAUCCGGAGGGUCCUGGACAUCGACGGCUGGUACUUCAUGGCCACGGAGUACCUAGAAUGCUGUCGGUGCAAGAAGAAGGUCGGAGGGUGGUCACAGGGUAUCAUUGGGCAGCUGCCCCUCACCUAUAGCUGCCUGUUUCCUGCUGUACUCACGUACAAGCUGUCCAGUGACCAGAAAGUGGUUGCACAGCUGAGGUCAAGCACUCUGGGCAACAGAGCGACCCGGCUGUACAACACACUGCGGGAGCACCACACGGAGUCCUGGAUGAGGAGAUCCAACGUGGGUAACGAGCACGGCCAGGUCCUCAUGAGCGUCCUCACCUGCUCGGAGGGCUCCGAGGGCCUGGACGCCAUGGCGACCGGAUUGACGGGGCGGUAUCGAGUCGCCGAGGUUCCUCCCGCGGUCCUCAUGUAUGUGGACCGCGACUGCUGCAGCCGAGACGGCGUGUCAAAGACAGCUGCCCUGUUUCAUGAGUGGGGGAACCGCGUGGUUCGUCUUGACAUUUGGCACCUGAUGCGACGUUUCGCUUACGGUGUCACAAGCGAAAGCCACGAGCUCUACCCCACUUUCAUGAAGCAGCUGUCUCGCUGCAUCUUCGAAGUGGACUCCGGAGAUACCCGGCAUCUCACCGAGGCCAAGCGGUCCGAUCUGGGGAGGAAGCACGGGAUGGUCGACCUGAGCGACGCUGAGGUGGUCUGGAGGAUCUCCAAGGAGGAGUGGAGGCUCCACUGUCGGCGCAGGACGCAGGACCGGCAGGCCGGAACACCCUGA